Messenger RNA from Drosophila ficusphila, 4375 nucleotides. It is a transcript of the gene retn, whose product is annotated as protein dead ringer. The record is from RefSeq and is a predicted model, not a curated record. The transcript is spliced from 11 exons. Gene Ontology annotation, biological process: regulation of transcription by RNA polymerase II. Gene Ontology annotation, molecular function: DNA binding. Bases 565 to 3387 code for a protein of 940 amino acids. Gene Ontology annotation, cellular component: nucleus. Lineage: Eukaryota; Metazoa; Arthropoda; Insecta; Diptera; Drosophilidae.
UUCAGAUCGAUUUUGGACUUCGGUGUGGACGAGACGAGCCUCUAUGCCCAAUUGGAGUUCCGUGAGCGUCGGUCGUGCGUUCGGAUAACGGCUUUUCAAAUGGACACAUAAUUUUUAAUUAAGUAACGUUACCAAGUGGAUCUAAUAACAAUCGUGUUCUGUGUGUGUGAAUGUGGAAAUAAAAACUCUGAUUACAGAUUCAAGUGAAAAAUAUAAAAACCCUGAGAUAAAGCAAGUUACAUUAAACAACCGCAAAUAAUUGCAUAUUUGCAGCUAAACAAACAGAAAGGCAUAAAAUCCAAGUGAACGGUUCUUAAGCGCGCUCUCCAUUUUGCCAACAAGAGUGUGAAGGGAAACAACGAUCAUAACGGUUCGCGCGUACAAAAACCAAAAACCAAAUGCUGGCCCCAAAAGUAUUGCCGUAUAGAAGCUAAAAACACAACAAAAGUGUGCUGUGCCAAUUAAAUAACUAAAGGAUUAUUGCGCGGGUGAUCAUCGAUCGCCUAACAACCGGAAUAUUUGAAAUAUUAGUGACAUUCUAGAAGAGCAAACCACUCCGCUUCAAUGCAACUGCGAGUGCACCCUACUAUGGACUGUAGCGGUCGUUCAACCAGCAAUAUUGAACGCGAUUCUGAUCUGGGAGACGAUUUGUCACAUGGUGAUCGAACGGACGACGAGAUGCGCGACUGCGACUCCGUGGACGGGGAGCACCAUCAGCUGAGCGCCAAAGCGGCGAUCGCAGCCCGCUUGAGUCACACAGUUUCCGGCGGAGGAGGUGGAGGCGGCAGCUUCGCCAGUCCAGAGCCCCAGACCGAGUUGCCAUUGAGCCAUCACCACCAACUGCCGCCGAAUCAUCCGCUGAACGCUCUUGGCAGCUUCAUGGGCAUCGGAAGUCUACACAGCAUUCCAAAUCUGCAGCACAGCGACGUCCUCGAGAAGCUCAAGAUGCAGGUGCGCGACAUGAAGGUGGGCCUAAUGGAACAGGAUUACGCGGCUGCUGCUCAUGCUGCCGCCUUUGGGGCCAACAUGCUGCCCACGACGAUCAGCUCGGGCUUCCCGCUGCCCCACAAUUCGGUGGCUGCGGCGGCGGCGGCUGCCUCCUUUGGCCACGUGACCUCGGCGCCAAGUGGCGGAGGUAACAGCGGUGGCAGCUACAACGGUGGCACCACCACAACGCCCAGCUCCAACAGCAAUCCUGCCACAAAUGGUGGAGGCAACAGUGGACCCGGAGGAACUGGAGGAUCCGGCGGCGGAGGAGGAGGAGUGGGUGGUGGCCACCAGUUCUCGUUUGCAUCCCCCACAGCAGCGCCGAGCGGCAAGGAAGCCCGCCACUUUGCAGCCAAUUCCGCAUCGAACUCGUCGACGUCCAGCGAGGCAUCCAAUUCAUCGCAGCAGAAUAAUGGAUGGAGCUUUGAAGAGCAGUUCAAACAAGUCAGACAGCUCUAUGAAAUCAAUGACGACCCCAAGCGCAAAGAGUUCCUGGACGAUUUGUUCUCGUUUAUGCAAAAGCGCGGUACGCCGAUCAAUCGGCUGCCGAUAAUGGCCAAAUCGGUGCUGGAUCUCUACGAGCUGUACAAUUUGGUGAUAGCCCGCGGCGGUCUGGUGGAUGUUAUCAACAAGAAGCUGUGGCAGGAGAUCAUCAAGGGGCUGCAUCUGCCGUCGAGCAUCACCAGUGCCGCCUUCACCCUGCGCACCCAAUACAUGAAGUAUCUGUACCCGUACGAGUGCGAGAAGAAGAAUCUGAGCACGCCGGCGGAGCUGCAGGCGGCCAUCGAUGGCAAUCGCCGGGAAGGACGUCGCUCCAGCUACGGUCAAUACGAGGCCAUGCACAACCAGAUGCCCAUGACACCCAUUUCGCGACCCUCUCUGCCGGGUGGCAUGCAACAAAUGUCGCCGCUGGCUUUGGUCACCCAUGCCGCGGUGGCCAACAACCCGCAGGCCCAGGCUGCUGCCGCCGCUGCUGCAGCUCAUCAUCGCCUGAUGGGAGCACCGGCUUUUGGCCAAAUGCCGAAUCUGGUCAAGCAGGAGAUCGAGAGCCGGAUGAUGGAGUAUCUGCAGUUGAUUCAGGCCAAGAAGGACCAGGGCAUGCCGCCCGUUCUGGGAGCCACACAUCCGCACCAGCAGCACCAGCAACAGCAGCAGCAGCAUCAGCAGCAACAGCAACAGCAGCAACAUCAGCAGCAGCAGCAACAGGCGCAGCAGCAACACCACCUGCAGCAGCAACGCCAGCGGUCGCAGAGUCCGGAUUUGAGCAAGCACGAGGCGCUCAGUGCUCAGGUGGCAUUGUGGCACAUGUACCACAACAACAACAGCCCGCCGGGAUCGGCACACACCUCGCCGCAGCAACGCGAAGCCCUGAACCUGUCCGACUCGCCUCCGAAUCUGACAAAUAUAAAAAGGGAACGCGAAAGGGAACCCACGCCGGAGCCAGCGGAUCAGGACGACCAGCCCCACCAGCCGCCGCCAGCGAAGCGCGUGGGCAGUGGCCUCCUGCCGCCCGGCUUUCCCGCCAACUUCUACCUGAAUCCCCACAACAUGGCCGCCGUGGCAGCGGCAGCGGGAUUCCAUCAUCCAUCCAUGGGCCACCAGCAGGAUAACGCCUCCGAGGGCGAACCGGAGGACGACUAUGCCCACAAUGAGCACAACACCACGGGCAACUCGUCCUCGAUGCACGACGAAAACGAACCGCAGCAGAUGAAUGGACACCACCACCAUCACCACCACCAGAACCACCAUCUGGACAAGUCCGACGACUCGGCCAUCGAGAAUUCGCCCACCACCUCGACCACCACCACCGGUGGCUCGGUGGGUCAUCGCCACAGCUCGCCCGUCUCCACCAAGAAGAAGGGCGGCUCGAAGCCCCAGAGCGGCGCAAAGGAUCUGCCCGCCGAGGACAAGGGCUCCUCCGCCGGCAAACUCAAUCCUCUCGAGACGCUAAGCCUGUUAUCCGGCAUGCAGUUUCAAGUGGCAAGAAAUGGAACCGGCGAUAACGGCGAACCGCAGCUGAUUGUCAAUCUGGAGCUGAACGGCGUCAAGUACUCGGGUGUCCUGGUGGCCAACGUGCCGCUGUCGCAGGGCGGGACAAGGACGAGUUCGCCCUGUCAGGCUGAAGUGGCAAGGGCCCGAGAGGAGAACCACGACGAAGAGGACGACGACCAGGAGGACGAGGAUGGGGAGGAGGCGGAGCCGAAAGCUGCUGAGGAGGAGCCGCAUCGAUCGCCGGUGAAGCAGGAGGCGGAGGAUGCCGACCAGGAAAUGGAGGCCAGCGGGGCCCUCGUAAACGGAGGCGGUGGCUCAUCGGCAUCGGUGGGUGGUGGUGGUGUUGGGGGUGGUGCUGCUGCUGCGAGUGUGGGUAUCCCCCUGCUCAAGGAUGCCGUGGUCAGCUAGAAAGGACAAUGAGGACAGCCGGCAAGGAAAAGGAAUACCAAAGUCAUAUUUUUCAGAAAAAUACAAAAGCAGUUCAACUCACCCACACACAAACAUACAAACACAAACACCAACAAGCAAACGGAUGCCGAACAUAAAUGUACAUACACACGCAUGCGGCAGGAGCAGAAAGGAGCUGAGGAGCACAGGAGCUCGAAGGACAAGAAAAGCGCAUUAGGCGCAUCCCGGCAUUCGAUGUUCUCCAUGCAGCACCUCCCUCCCUCCCAGAAACCCAGAUGAUGACCACCGCCGUCGCCAGUAGAAGAUCAUACAAAUAACACACACAUAAAUAUAUAUAAUAUCGAAAGUAUAUAUAGUGGGAUAAUGUGUGUGCUCUAUUUCCACAUUUGCAUAAAAGACAAGCCAGCGAGCGUGUAGUUAUCGAUAGCCAUUACUUACAUAAGCGAGUGCAUCACUUCGGAUACAUACAACCAAUACCCAUAUAUGGUAUAUAUUAUAUAUGAUAUAUGAUAUAUGAACUAGGCUACGAUUCCCCGAAAUCAAUUUGUUUUUAGCGUGAAAUCUGUUUUAUCCUACUACAAACUUCUCCUUCUAAAUCUUUUUUUGUGUUAGGCUGCAAAGCUUCUGUACAUAUCAAUCAAUACUUAGCUCGUAGAACCUAAAUAUAUAUAUUAUCGGAACGUAGUUGUAAGAACACAUUCACACUUCAGUACAGACACACAUACAUAUACAGACCGUUAUAACACACAUGCAUAUCCAUUAUGACCGCAUCGUAGACAUAUAUCUUAGACAUAAAGCCAACACAAGUAAUAAGCAUAAAUGUAUCUGUCGUAAAAUUAAAUAGCGCUUUUGGCACCCACACACACGACUCCCCCGCAAUUUCUAACUACUCCAAAGCCAAGCGGAAAGUGGCAAGCCACGACAAAUUGAUGAGCAUAUUCUAAGCAUAAGCGUUCAAUUUAUUGAAUAAUAAAUCUAUUUAAUUUUA